AUGGCGACUCCCAAUAAUGUUACUCCCACCAACUGCAGCUGGUGGCCCAUCUCGGCGCUGGAGAACGACGCAGGGAAAUCCACAGAGGGGGAGGAAAACCAGGACCCUACAGACCCCGCUCUUAAAUCCCAGGACAGACUGGUUUUGUACCACUGGACCCAGUCCUUCAGCUCACAAAAGGUACGGCUGGUCAUCGCGGAGAAGGGGCUGCCCUGCGAGGAGCGGGACGUCAGCAUGCCCCUGAUGGAGCACAAGGAGCCCUGGUUCAUGCGGCUCAACCUGGGGGAGGAGGUGCCCGUCAUCAUCCACAGGGACAACAUCAUCAGCGAUUACAACCAGAUCAUUGACUACAUGGAGAAGAACUUCACGGGAGGUAAGAGGGGGCACUGCCCAGCAGGCAGUCCCGCUAACAGCUUUCCCUUUGCCUUCACAGAAAACGUCACCCAGCUGAUCCCCGAGCCGGGCAGCCUGCUGCACUCGCGGGUGCUGCAGUACCGGGAGCUGCUGGACUCGCUCCCCAUGGACGCCUACACACAUGGCUGCAUCCUGCACCCCGAGCUCACCACCGACUCCAUGAUCCCAAAGUACGCGACCGCUGAGAUCCGCAGACAUUUAGCUAACGCCAGCACGGAGCUGAUGAAGCUGGACCACGAAGAGGAGCCACAGCUAUCAGAGCCCUACCUCUCCAAGCAGAAGAAGCUCAUGGCCAAGAUCCUGGAGCACGACAAUGUGAACUACCUGAAGAAGAUCCUUGGUGAACUGGGGAUGGUGCUAGACCAGAUUGAAGCCGAGCUGGAGAAGAGGAAACUGGAGUACCAAGGGCAGAAGUGUGAACUUUGGCUCUGCGGAUGCGUCUUUACUUUGGCUGAUGUCUUAUUAGGAGCCACCCUGCACCGCCUCAAGUUUCUGGGACUCUCUAAGAAAUACUGGGAAGAUGGCAGCAGACCUAACCUACAGUCCUUCUUCGACAGGAUACAAAAACGCUUCGCCUUUAGGAAAGUUUUGGGAGAUAUACAUACCACGCUCCUCUCCGCAGUGGUACCCAAUGCCUUCAGGCUGGUCAAGCGGAAACCUCCCUCCUUCUUCGGAGCCUCCUUCCUGAUGGGAUCUCUGGGGGGAAUGGGAUAUUUUGCUUAUUGGUACUUAAAGAAAAAAUACAUCUAG
Molecule: messenger RNA, 1164 nt
Organism: Gymnogyps californianus (California condor)
Lineage: Eukaryota; Metazoa; Chordata; Aves; Accipitriformes; Cathartidae
Gene: GDAP1L1
Product: ganglioside induced differentiation associated protein 1 like 1
Exons: 8
Coding region: 1-1164 (387 amino acids)
Source: RefSeq, a predicted model, not a curated record